This is a messenger RNA of Aspergillus campestris IBT 28561, 2294 nucleotides long. RefSeq lists its product as uncharacterized. The record is from RefSeq and is a predicted model, not a curated record. The transcript has 4 exons. Lineage: Eukaryota; Fungi; Ascomycota; Eurotiomycetes; Eurotiales; Aspergillaceae. Bases 162 to 2294 code for a protein of 710 amino acids.
UGUCUAUCAUUCUCACCUAUUCCUAAGCAGAACUGCGCACUCUCUGUCUAUAAAUACCCCCUUCUUCUCCUUUGGAUGUUGUUCUUUCUCUCAUCCUCUUCCCAUCCUCCUCCCAUCCUCCCUCACCUUCUCUGAACACGACCAUCCUGCCAUCUGCCAUCAUGGCGCUUCUCCUUCUUUUCUUUCAGCUCCUUCUUGCUUUGUUGGUCUCCUCCCAGCAUAUUGUGUUGAGAGAUGCCACCACCACCUGGGAUAAAGCCCCUGGUGCUUCGACUCUCCCUUCUGGAACUGCCUCUGACUGUAACCACUGGUACACCAUCAAGAAAGGUGAUAGCUGCUACACCGUGGAAACCGCCUUUAACCUCAAACACGAGGACUUCAUCCGCUGGAACGCGGCCGUCUCUGAUGAUUGUGUCACGAACUUCUGGCUUGGCUAUGCGUACUGCGUGGGGGUUGGUCCCCGUGACAAACCUGUUGAACCGACUGCUGUCCCGCCUCCUCCCAGCGAUGAACCCCCUAAGGAUCCCUCUCCUCCCAGUGAUGAACCUCCUAAAAAUCCCUCCCCUCCUCCCACCGAUACACCUCCCGAGAAGCCUCCUCCUAAGGCAACCGAUGCACCUAAGCCCCCUCCUGAGACAACCGCUCCUCCGGGCACGAGUGUCCCUCCUGGUACCGGGGCUCCUCCCCCUGACAAACUCCCCGUUACGAGUGGCCCGUCGACCAACGGAAAUUACUCCAUCAUCAAUCCCAUAACGACUUGGACGCCACCACCUCGGGCUAACACCACAACGACCGCCUCCUGGCCACCUACGAAGACGCAGCCCGGACAACCGGCAGACUGCAACAAUUGGUACGAGGUCCGUCCGGGAGAUAACUGUGACAGAAUCUUGGUUCGUGCUGGCUCAUGGGUGAGCUUAGAGCUGCUAUUGCAGUGGAACCCCUCGCUCAAAGGUAACUGCAACAGCCCGUUUAUUGACUGGUGGGUGUGUAUUGGGGUCAAGCCGACAGAGACAUUCACCUACAUCUACCCUACAAACAACACGGCGCCCCCUCUGACUAAGUACACGCCGAUGUUGCGGCCACCGAUGACAAUAACUCCAUUCAUGCCCUCUCCAACCCAGUCUGGCCUCGCAACCGACUGCCAGGAGUUCUACCACGCUACACAGGGAGACACAUGCUCGCAGAUCCUCGACCUCUACGAGGGAAUCGUCGACGACAAAAGAUUCCACGAGAUCAACCCAGCUCUUGGACCAGCACCAGAAUGCACCGGUCUCAAACCCGACUACUAUUACUGUGUCAUGGCCUAUCCGGAUGAAUAUCCCCCGAUGCCUCCGACAGUGACCACUGCGCCUACGCCCCUGCCCUCUGACACGGCCAAAAACUGCACACUAUGGUACCAAUCUGUCGGCCUCCAGAGAUGCGAAGGCAUCGUCCUCGACUUCGGCACCUUCACUGAAGAGCAGUUCAUCGCGUGGAAUCCAUCCGCGGCAAGACGCUGCAACGGUCUUCCAGAAGAUACCUGGUACUGUGUCGCAGACGCCAACACCCCAUCAAGUCGCACUGCACCCUACGACCCAGGCCCGACCGCAGGACACCACCAGCUCAACGUGGCGCCAAACUGCAACAAUUGGUGGUUCGUCGGGCUCAGCGAUUCGUGCAGAGUCAUUGCCCUCCGAGCCGGCAUCGCCGAGAGUGCCUUCUACGAGUGGAACCCAGAUGUCUCGUCGGAGCGGCACUGCGACAACCUGAUCCCUGGAAGCGAAGUCUGCGUGGGCGUUCCCUCAAACGGAACCAUUCCUGUGCCAACCUCCAACGGAACCAUCCCAGUGCCUACCACGCCCGGAAAGAAGCCGACCCUCACGCCGGGCAAGUCUUCCAGCUCUCGCGGGCCAACCAGCGGCUCCUUCAGUGUUCUCCCCACCACCCCGCUCCCCACGGAGCCUGACAACACCUUCAGCCUCUCAACGGGCUCCAUCACCGAGACAGACACCAUGACCACCGUGUCAGAGGGAGACCCCCGCGGCACCGCCUCCAACAGCGAUCCCUGGCCGCCUGGCUCGGCGCCCUCUACCACCCGCCACACCCGCCCUGCGCCCAUUCCUACCGGUAAACGCUGUGUUCUUAAGCAUGGCAAGGAGGUCACGGCUAGCGAAGACGCGACUGGUCAUGGCAAGUCGCCUGUUGGUAGGGAGACGGCUUCGGCUGACGACUGUGUUGAGACUACUGAGGCUACUGAAAGUUCUACUUUGAUGGGUGGAGGAUUUUUUUUUUACAGAUUGGUACAGAUGGAUUGA